Molecule: messenger RNA, 3131 nt
Organism: Molossus molossus (Pallas's mastiff bat)
Lineage: Eukaryota; Metazoa; Chordata; Mammalia; Chiroptera; Molossidae
Gene: LITAF
Product: lipopolysaccharide induced TNF factor
Exons: 4
Coding region: 357-839 (160 amino acids)
Biological process (GO): regulation of cytokine production
Molecular function (GO): zinc ion binding
Source: RefSeq, a predicted model, not a curated record
CACACAUUGUAGAUCUACUAUUGGAGAGGCUCACCUUCCCUCUUUCCUGUUACUUAAGGCAUUAAUAAUAGAUGCUUUUAUUCACACUUGAAAAAGUAUCCUUGUUGUAAUGUUUCCAUGGAUUAAGUGACUUGGUGAUUGAUCUUACACUGCGAAUCGGUUUGUUGUUUCUAAAAUACUAGGUUGAAAUAAUCUGCUUUCUUUGGUGAGUCAAUUUUGCUUUGUUCCUUCAGUCUCUUUUAUGGGCUGGCUGUGGGGAAAUCAAGUGAUACCCUUACCCUGGAAAGGACACAGAAGAAAUGGCUCCUGGUCCUGAGGGGUUUACGCUGUGAGUGGAAAGUGGACACACAGGUGAAAUGUCUGCUCCAGGAUUGUACCAGGCGGCUGCUGGGCCUUCGGUGCCCACUGCACCCCCAUCCUAUGAAGAGACGGUGGCCACUAACAGUUACUUCCCCACACCUCCUGCACCUGUGCCUGGGCCAACCACGGGGCUUGUGCAUGGCCCUGAUGGGAAGGGCAUGAACCCUCCUGCGUACUACACCCAGCCAGUGCCCGUCCCCAACGCCAAUGCAAUUGCUGUGCAGACGGUCUACGUGCAGCAGCCAGUGUCCUUUUUCGACCGUCCAAUCCAGAUGUGUUGCCCUUCCUGCAACAAGAUGAUUGUGACCCAGCUGUCCUAUAAUGCCGGUGCCCUCACCUGGCUCUCCUGUGGGAGCCUGUGCCUGCUCGGAUGCAUAGCGGGCUGCUGCUUCAUCCCCUUCUGUGUGGACGCCCUGCAGGACGUGGACCAUUACUGUCCCAAUUGCAAAGCUCUCCUGGGCACCUACAAGCGUUUGUAGGACUCGACCAGACCUGGAGGGAGCCACGUGUGCCAGGAAGUCCUUUCCGACUCUCGCCAGCUCCACCCCCGGUGGAGGUUCCACCCGAGUGGUCUCAUCCCUCCAGGGAUUCCACCUUUGUGUCUUCUUUUGGGGGGAAAAUAUCGCAAGAGUAACACACAUCCAAACCCCAGAAACUGCUGCUUGGAGUCGUGCACAGGACUUGCAAAGACAUUCACCUUGAGUGCGGGUCACAGGGUCCACGGGUCCCGCCUGCCUGCGACCCAGCCAUUCCAUCUAACUGUGAUCGCUGCCCUGUCUGAAUAUCUUCUGGAGAUUUGCCUUGCCAGCUUCUUUCCUUGCCUCAGUGGGCCUUUCCGGUGGUGGGCUCCAGCUGAGAAGCCACAGGUUGCCUUAUUCUCGAGACUGUUCUGGCCUGAAUACGACUAAGCCAGUCGUUAGUGCUGCCGUCGUGUCCAUCUGUUCUCAUGUCUGAUGACAGAAAUCUUGCCUUAAGGCCUUGGCUCUCAGAUUCUGUAAUUGCAGGCUUUUCACUAGCACAAAAAUUCACUUUAUUUCUUAGUUAGGCAGGGACUCUUCCCAGCUCCCAGACCCAGACCCAUGGGGUCAUAAAUGCUUGCUGGAAAUGUGGAGCGGGGUCUCCCGUCGAUCUGCCUUCCCCCCCGUUCUUUCUGCAGGUCCUCAGCCAUUUUCACGAAGGGCUUUUUCUUGUGGAGAAGUGAUUUGUAUUAACAGUUUUUAUGACCUUUUUUGAUCUUAAACACCUUUCAACCUAAUUUUGAAAGAAGGGAUUUAUAGAACCAUUUUCCAUAACCGUAUAAUUGGUAUCAUUUUCCCAUUUGCCAGGGCAUGCGUAUAUAUUUUUUUCUUUAAUUGAAAAAGUAACGGAUGAAUGCGCCCACUGCCUUUGCUUGGGUUUAGUGUGCUUCUGAAAACCUCUGUAAUGGAACUUCGAAAGCGGGCCCUUCUGGGUUCCUGGUGGUGCGUUUGGAGAGACAGAAGCACGUGUGAGCGCGUCCAGGUACCACGGUGCUGAAACGCUUGGAGACCUGAACUGUCGAAAGGAAUCUAAAGUCUGAUUUUAUUUUUCGGAAAUAUAAUUUGUUGUGUAACAUUGGGAGACAUGAUUUCUAGGACUCCAGCAGCAAGCCAGCGUCCUCGGGCCGCUGCUGUGUCAUCUUUGAAAUCAAGAGAAAGCCAGACUUGACUUCCAGGAGUCCCUAUUUUGAUAAUAAAUAGGCACAAGGAAUGCAUGUGAAUAAUAUUAUGUAGAAAUCAAGCUUAGACCUUGAACGAAAAUCUGUAUAUUGGCUGAACAUUAGAGUUGUAGCCAUUGAUUCAGCUUAUUCAUUUGAUGUUCUGAAAGUUUCAGUAAUUAUUUUUACAAUGAAUAUGGAGAGACGACAUCGUACUUUGGUGUUUAUCUGCUUUUAAAAAAUAAAGUCUUUUGUUCAUUUGGUGAUCUAUUUACCAAUUCUUACAGUGUGAAGAAAGGUCUGGUGUUUCUAGCCGUUGUUACAAAGAACCCUUAUUUGCUCCAUAAUAGUAGAAAAUCCUUCCUGAUCAAAACUUCAGACUUACUGAAUGUCCUGCAAUGUCAGGAUGACUGAUGUUGAGCUGGGUGGAUGGCUAGGGAGUCAGAUUUGAACAUUAGGUUAUUGGAACUCAAUAGGCGUCAUCGAUGGCAGCCAGCCAUAGCUUUCAAGUUUUAAUAAAAUGCACAGAAGAAAGCUGUCCCUAUUCAUUCUCUGAACAAAACAUGCUUUGUUAAUUGAUCAGGGUGGUUGUGAGAUGCUCAAAGGAGAGCAUUGUGAAUUGCCAGGAACAUGAAUGUCAUCCUCCCCUUUCCUACCUGGUGACAAAGCUUCGUUUUGGAAAGAGCAGGAAAAUAAUGUCAUCUUGGCGUGGCUUACAUUGUCAUUUAAACUCCGAUCAUAUGGUCUUGAAAAAUUGCUCCUCACUCAGUUUUGUUCAUACGUGUUUCUUUCACUGGACAAAAUGGAAGGCCAUGCAUAUUUAGCAGUUUUGUUCCGAUGGUGGUAUGUAAAUGUUCCCAAGCUGUUAUUAAUCACAUAUGCAAAGUUGUCAAACAAGAGCUCUGUUUCAGGGACCAUAAAAUAUACUGUGGGACUUUUAAAAUAAUGGCAGGCCUGGAGACCCUCCCUUGAACCAGGGCUCACCUGAGCAUUUAUUGGACUUCCCAUUUUAUUGUUCACAGUACAGGCUUACCCAUAUUUGUACAAAUUAAAGGCUUUUGUUCUACCACUAUUGGGGAUUUGGGAGGAAGUUUUU